AGCCCCAGCAACUCAGACCAGGACAAUCAGCCUGUGAAGAUGCAGCUGCUUCUGUUCCUCUUAGCCUGCAUUAUGGUACCAAGGACAGAGACAGGGGAGAUCAUCGGGGGACAUGAGGCACAGCCCCACUCUCGUCCCUACAUGGCACACAUUAAGUUCUUGAAAUACAAUGAAAUGACAUGCGGUGGUUUCCUGAUCCAAGAAGACUUUGUGCUGACGGCUGCUCACUGCUAUGGAAGUUCCAUGAAUGUCACCCUGGGUGCCCAUGACAUCAACAAGCAAGAAGAGACCCAGCAGCACAUCUCUGUGAGAAGAGCCAUUCCCCACCCAGACUAUAAUGAGAAAACAUUUUUCAGUGACAUCAUGCUACUACAGUUGAAAGAAAAGGCCAAAUUGACAAAAGUUGUAGGCAUACUGCAGUUACCUGAGGAAAACGCCCAGAUAAUGCCAGGGAAGGUGUGCAGUGUGGCCGGUUGGGGUUGGCUCUCACUGGGAAUUCCAACAUCCAAACUGCAUGAGGUGAAGCUGACUGUGCAGAAGAACCAGGAGUGUGCAUCCUGCUUCCCCAGCCACUAUAAGAACACCUCUGAGAUAUGUGUGGGAGACCCAACGAAAAAGGCGGUUUCUUAUAAGGGAGACUCUGGAGGCCCGCUCGUGUGUGACAACGUGGCUCAGGGCAUUGUCUCCUAUGGAAACAAAAAUGGGACUCCUCCAGGGGUCUUCACCAAAAUCUCUUCUUUCCUGAAAUGGAUAAAGAAGACCAUAAAGAGCCUCCAAAUGAAGAAAUCAGACUAA
This is a messenger RNA of Chrysochloris asiatica (Cape golden mole), 795 nucleotides long. RefSeq names its product granzyme H-like. The transcript is spliced from 5 exons. The coding region runs from base 40 to 795 and encodes 251 amino acids. Gene Ontology annotation, molecular function: serine-type endopeptidase activity. NCBI's taxonomy places the organism in Eukaryota, Metazoa, Chordata, Mammalia, Afrosoricida, Chrysochloridae. The record is from RefSeq and is a predicted model, not a curated record. Gene Ontology annotation, cellular component: intracellular membrane-bounded organelle; cytoplasm. Gene Ontology annotation, biological process: proteolysis.